AUGUGAAAUCCUGGAGUCAAGAUUCCUCCAGGCUCCGAAAAUUUCCUGUGAUCCCUGCUUUGCAACUGACCAUCAUGAAGCUCUUGGCCUUCCUGACACUGGUGGCAGUUUCCACCAUCCUGGUUUCUAGCCAGGAUGAAGCAAUUGCUUCACAGGACACACCAGCUUCUGAAGCUACAGCCACGAACUCUGACCCCAGCGAAAGUACAGAUGCUCCCAGCGAAAGCACAGAUGCCCCCAGCGAAAGCACAGAUGCCCCCAGCGAAAGCACAGAUGCUCCCAGCGAAAGUACAGAUGCCCCCAGCGAAAGUACAGAUGCUCCUAGCGAAAGUACAGAUGCCCCCACCACAACCUCUGCUGAUUCCACUUCCACUGCUGCCAGCUCGACUGGUGCUUCAUCUACCACAAAGGCCACCUCCACAGCCAGGACUAGACAUACCACCAAUCGAUUGUGUUUAUUUCCACGGAUUAACAUAUUUUGCUGAGUUAUCAGUGAGAUGGAAUUAGCCUCGGCCUUCUGCAUUUGAUCCUGCUGGGCUGGGCCAAUAUAUCCCUUGAUUUCUUUUAAGGCAAUGAUUCCAUCCCUACCAUAUCUAUCCUAUCUCUAAUCAGUGUAUCUUCUUUAAAAUAAAGAAAUAAUGAGCAACAUGAAAAAAAAGA
Molecule: messenger RNA, 660 nt
Organism: Cervus elaphus (red deer)
Lineage: Eukaryota; Metazoa; Chordata; Mammalia; Artiodactyla; Cervidae
Product: threonine-rich protein-like
Exons: 4
Coding region: 75-485 (136 amino acids)
Source: RefSeq, a predicted model, not a curated record